Tripterygium wilfordii is the source of this 1410-nucleotide messenger RNA. Its product is annotated as UDP-glycosyltransferase 83A1-like. Gene Ontology annotation, molecular function: UDP-glycosyltransferase activity. The coding region runs from base 1 to 1410 and encodes 469 amino acids. Lineage: Eukaryota; Viridiplantae; Streptophyta; Magnoliopsida; Celastrales; Celastraceae. The record is from RefSeq and is a predicted model, not a curated record. The transcript is spliced from 2 exons.
AUGGAGUGCAGAUUUAGGACUCCUUCAAGAUCUAACAGCUCCAGCAGCACCAAUGCCCAUGUACUGCUUCUGCCAUUCCCUUCACAAGGCCAUGUUGCGCCCUUCAUGAAGCUGUCACACAAACUUACUGAUCUUGGUAUCAAUGUCACUCUUAUGAUCACUGAAUUCAUACAUAAAAGGAUGAUUACUGAGCUCACUCUGCCACGGCCAGGUGAGGAAGUGCAUCCUAUAGGGAUAGUCGCUGUCCCAGAUGGACUCGGACCUGAGGACAAUAGAGGAGAUGUCAAUAAACUAUCCGAAAGUUUCUUCAGAAUCUUGCCUGGUCAUAUGGAAGAUUUGAUCAACAAGGUCAGUCAAUCUGAUGGUGAUGCAAAAGUUACAUGUGUCAUAGCAGAUCCAGUUAUGGUAAGCGCAUUAGAAGUCGCUGAUAAGAUGAGAAUAAAGAAAGCUACAUUUUUCACUUCAUCACCAGGAGUCUUGACCAUGAUACUACAGCUUCCAAAGCUCAUUGAAGCCGGCAUCAUCAACACGAAAGGUACUGCAACAAAGAAUGAGAAGAUUCAGCUGUCACCAACCCUGCCACCACUAAGCGAUGCUGAGUUCAUAUGGAAGUGUCCUGAAUACAAGUCCAUGGAAGAAAUUGUUUUUCAAUGUACACUUUCUAUCGACCAGAAUAUGAGAACUUCCAACUGGAUUCUCUGCAACUGGUUUAACGAGCUCGAUCCCUCAGUCGAAUGUUUGAUCCCAAAUAUAUUAACUAUUGGUCCAUUGCUUGGUAAUGGGCGACCGACGGGGAACUUUUGGCCUCAAGACUUAACUUGCUUGAGCUGGCUAGAUACACAAUCUCCAAACUCAGUCAUCUACGUUUCCUUUGGCAGCACAUCAAUCUUCAGUCAGCAGCAGUUUCAGGAGCUAGCGCUUGGCCUCGAACUUUCCGGUCGACCAUUUUUAUGGGUUGUCCGGGCAGACGCUACAGAUGGGGUCUCUCCCAAAUAUCCUGAGAUGUUCAUUGAAAAAGUAGGUAAUCUCGGAAAGAUUAUUGAAUGGGCUCCUCAAGAGAAGGUGCUGGCUCACCCUUCUGUUCUCUGUUUCUUUACUCAUUGUGGUUGGAAUUCAACUAUUGAGGGUAUUAGUAUGGGAGUUCCUCUGCUUUGUUGGCCUUAUCUCUCAGAUCAGUUUUACAACAGGAGCUGUGUAUGUGAUGGUUGGAAGGUUGGUUUGGGACUGGAUUAUGAUGACAAUGGAAUUAUCACUAGGCAUGAAAUAAAGAAGAAGUUGGAUGAAUUGAUUGGUAGUGAUGAUAUAAGAACAAAUGCUUUGAAGCUGAAGGAACAGGCUCAGAAUAAUCUUGUUGAAGGAGGGUCUUCUUGGAAAAAUUUAGAGCAGUUUGUUACACAAAUUAUGCUUUGA